CGCCCGUGAGCCCGCCACAUCGCAUGUGGCCGCCGCCGCCGACGCUCAUGCAUAAACAUAGACAAUAGUUUGUUUUUUUUUCUAAUCGGUUUUCCCUCGAGCAAAGACCCCCAAGAUGAUGCCAAAGAUGAAGCAGUCGACGAGGUGUGUGAAGAGGAUAGCUGUGGACAUCCUGAUGAUUUCUGCAUUGAUAACCCUCCUGGUGGGCAUCACCCGGCUGUGGAGGCCGUUCGAGCGAGGGUUCUUCUGCGGAGACCAGAGCCUCAUGUACCCUUACCACGAGGACACCGUCUCCGUGUUCAUGUUGAGGGUCAUUACCGUGGCCGUGCCGUGCGUUGUUUUCGUAAUCUACGAGUACGCCUACCUCCGCACGGCAACGUCCCUCGACGUGCAGUUCCUGCGCGUGACGGUGCCGGCGUGGCUGCGCGGCCUGUACUGCGCGCUGGCGUCCUACGCGCUCGGAUACCUGUUCGUGGAGAUUACUGCUAACAUGGCCAAGAACGUCAUUGGACGUCCGAGGCCUAACUUCUUUGAUGUGUGCAAGCCCUCCAUAGACUGCGACGCUCCCGAAUGGCAGAACCGCUACAUCCAGUCCUCAGACUACCACUGCACGGGGCAGGGCUCGGCGCACCUGCUUCAGGACACCAGGAAGUCGUUCCUGAGCGGACACUCCGCUAUCACCGCUUUUGCUAUGGUUUAUGUUGCUCUAUACCUCGAAAGCCGCAUGCAAUGGCGUGGUAUGCGCUUCCUCCGCCACACGCUCCAGUUCCUGGCCAUCAUGGCGAGCUGGUUCACGGCUCUGUCCAGGGUCACUGACUACAAGCACCACUGGAGCGACGUACUAGCUGGAUAUAGCAUGGGAUUCAUAGUCGCUGUUGUCACGUGGUUGUGGACAACAAACUUAAUCAGCCGAGACCAGAAGCAUGUUCCUCUGCCCCAACACGACGUAGUUCUGCCGGCCUGCCAGCAGAGUACGCCACCGGCGCCGCUGUACGAAGUAGCUAUCGGAAACAACCAACAGGUGGCAGCACCUACAACUCAAUAGUUUUUAUUUCACUGGCCAAAGAUUUUUACUUUCAAGCUUUUGAAUUCAAAAUUCAUUGUAAAAUAACUUUAAUAACUAGUCUAAAUUAAGCAUGUUGUAUCAACAUGGUUUUUGUAAAUAAUAUUAGAUUUAAUUUAGUAUUAAGACACUUUCUUGAGAAUUUAUAGCACCUAUUUAUUCCUAAUGUAGCCUAAAUAUCUCGAAUAAAUUGUAUUUUGAGAUGAAGAA
This is a messenger RNA of Plutella xylostella (diamondback moth), 1273 nucleotides long. RefSeq names its product putative phosphatidate phosphatase. Gene Ontology annotation, biological process: phospholipid metabolic process; signal transduction; phospholipid dephosphorylation. Gene Ontology annotation, molecular function: phosphatidate phosphatase activity. Gene Ontology annotation, cellular component: plasma membrane. NCBI's taxonomy places the organism in Eukaryota, Metazoa, Arthropoda, Insecta, Lepidoptera, Plutellidae. The record is from RefSeq and is a predicted model, not a curated record.